Molecule: messenger RNA, 1438 nt
Organism: Toxorhynchites rutilus septentrionalis
Lineage: Eukaryota; Metazoa; Arthropoda; Insecta; Diptera; Culicidae
Gene: RpL23A
Product: histone H1E
Exons: 4
Coding region: 84-1295 (403 amino acids)
Biological process (GO): translation; ribosomal large subunit assembly
Cellular component (GO): cytosolic large ribosomal subunit; ribosome
Molecular function (GO): structural constituent of ribosome; rRNA binding
Source: RefSeq, a predicted model, not a curated record
CAAUCACACCGCUGUCACCCUGCCGGAAGCCAAAGUAGACAACGAAGCUCGUUUCUUUUUGACAGCUCUUUUCCAUCACAAGUAUGGCUCCGAAGAAACCGUCUGAGAAGUCCGCAGGCCAACCGGCCGAAAAGAAAGAAAAGAAGCCAGCAGCCGCAGCUGCCGCUGCUGCUUCCGGAUCAGGAGAGAAGAAGGCUGCUCCGGAGAAGAAGUCCGCCCCGGAGAAGAAGCCCGCCGCCGAGAAAAAGCCUGCUGCCGCUGAGAAGAAACCUGCGGAAAAGAAGCCUGCUGCCGCUGAGAAGAAACCUGCGGAAAAGAAGCCUGCUGCCGCUGAGAAAAAGCCAGCUGCUGCUGAGAAAAAACCUGCUGCUGGUGCUGAGAAGAAGCCCGCAGAAAAGAAAACUGCUGAGAAGCGCGCUGCCCCAGCUGAUACCAAGGCACCCGCUCCAGAGAAAAAGAAGGCGACCGAAAGCAAGAAGACUCCAGCGGCUGCUCCCAAAACCGAGAAGUCCGAGAAAAAAUCGGAUAAGAAGACCGAUAAGAAGGAUGCCAAGAAGAAGGGACCCGCUGCCGCAGCGAAGAAGCCAGCCGCUCCGACCGGCGCUGCCGCAAAGAAGGCUGCUGAUGCCGCUGCCAAGGCCAAGAAGACCGCUGCCGGCGAUAAGAAGGCCGCAGCUAAGAAACCAGCGGUCAAGAAGCCAGUCGCUAAGAAGGGAGCUUCGCUUGCUAAGAAGGCUGGUACAGCCGCUACCAAGAAGAAGGGUGCCCCUGCCGCGAAGAAACCUGCCGUCAAGAAGGCCCCUGCUCCCAAAGGCGACAAAAAAGCCAUCGAGGCCAAGGUACAGAAGGGAGCGGCGAAGGCUCGUGCUGCCGCUCUGCUGAGAGCCAAGCGGACCAAGACCAAGGUCGUCAAAGGUCCAUUUGGAACGGCACUUCGUAAGAUCCGCACCACGGUGAAUUUCCGUCGCCCACGUACUCUGCGUCUGCCACGUAAUCCCAAGUUCCCAAGGAAGUCGGUUCCAAAGCGUAGCCGCAUGGAUGCUUACAAUAUAAUCAAGUACCCGCUGACGACCGAAGCGGCGAUGAAGAAGAUCGAGGACAACAACACCCUGGUGUUCCUGAUUCAUCUGCGCGCCAACAAGAACCACGUCAAGGCGGCGGUGAAGAAGCUGUACGACAUCAAGGUGUCCAAGAUCAACACCCUGGUGCGGCCGGACGGCAAGAAAAAGGCGUACGUGCGGCUUGCCCGUGACUACGAUGCGCUCGACAUCGCCAACAAGAUCGGUAUCAUCUAAGCCUACAAUUUUCUCAUAUUAAGAAUUUUUCUUUUACUAGAGGGAAAUAUCUUUUUUCCGUGAUUCCAAACUGAAGGUAUAAAACCGACUCGGUUUUACACAUAUAGGAGAAAAAAAACCCAGCAAAAACAAGGUUGAGAUUA